AUUAGAGCGGCCGAAGGAACAGACAUAACGGGUUUUGCUUUUACAAUACUCGGGAGCAGAGAGAGAGAUAGGGGAUAAGAAACAAGCACACUGCCUUACCCACACAUAUCUUUCUCAUUAUUUUUUCUAUAAGAAUGAGUUUCUCUUCUCCCCCCACCAGUGCUUGCAGUUCCUUAUCAUGGAGGACCUCUUCCAUCUCUUCUCGACACCUAGGGUUUCAGUUUAAUCGUUCUGUCGGGUUUUUCAUUUCUUGCCCUACUAGAAAAUUCUUUAGAAACCCAAGAUUCCAAGUCUCGUGUUCUUCUUCUUCUUCUUCUUGUUCAGAUCCACUUUUGGUUAAGGCUGCAAGAGGAGAACCUGUAAAUAGGCCUCCAGCAUGGAUGAUGCGUCAGGCGGGAAGGUAUAUGGCUGUUUACAGGAAGCUUGCAGAGAAAUACCCAUCCUUCAGACAGAGGUCAGAGACAACAGAUCUCAUUGUGGAAAUUUCUUUGCAGCCCUGGGAAGCUUUUCAUCCUGAUGGUGUUAUUAUUUUCUCUGACAUACUUACACCUUUACCAGCAUUUGGUGUCCCAUUCGACAUAGAAGAAGUAAGGGGGCCUGUCAUUCAGACUCCAAUUCGUUCUGAAGAAGGAUUAAAGGCUCUACAUUCUAUUGAAUUAGAGAAACUCCAUUUUGUGGGGGAAUCACUUAGAAUAUUGCGGCAUGAGGUUGAUGGGCAGGCUGCAGUUUUGGGUUUUGUUGGAGCACCUUGGACAAUUGCUACAUAUAUAGUCGAAGGUGGUACAACUCGCACAUACACUACCAUAAAAAGUAUGUGCCAUACAGCUCCGCAUGUACUGAGGGCUCUUCUCUCUCAUUUGACACAGACAUUAGCCGACUACAUUGUUUUCCAAGUGGAGUCUGGGGCUCAUUGCAUUCAAAUAUUUGAUUCCUGGGGUGGACAGCUACCACCUAGCAUGUGGGACUGUUGGUCAAAGCCUUAUAUUGAAGAAAUAGUCCGUAUAGUAAAAAGUAAAUGCCCUGAAACGCCACUUGUUCUCUACAUUAAUGGAAAUGGUGGACUUCUUGAGCGUAUGAAAGGAACUGGAGUUGAUGUGAUUGGGCUAGACUGGACAGUGGAUAUGGCAGAUGGAAGGAACCGUUUGGGUAGUGGGAUUAGUGUACAGGGAAAUGUGGACCCUGCUUACUUAUUUUCACCUCUUCCUGCAUUGACAGAUGAAAUUCAAAGAGUUGUGAGAUGUGCUGGGUCAAGGGGACACAUUCUUAAUCUUGGACAUGGUGUUCUUGUCGGGACUCCUGAAGAAGCUGUUGCCCAUUUCUUUGAUGUCGCAAGAAGCAUGAAGUUUGAUACAGCUGGUCUUGAUCAUGUGGCAGAACAAGAAUUGGUAGUUUGAGGAGUCCUGUCAGCAAUUGUUUUCUAGAAAUGGGUGCUGAAAAUGAGUUGUUGCCUUGUUGUGAUUGGUUGAGAUUCACUUGAAGAUGCAUAAUUUUUGAGGCACUGAUCGGAGCUUUGAGGUUCUGUAUAUGUGUAUGCUUGGCUAACUAGUGAUCUUCUUCUUUAUUUGCACUUAAAGAUUCAAUGUGAACCAAUAUUUUGUAUUUAUUUUGGUAGGUACUAGGUACCCUGAGAUGAGAAUGUAUUUAUUUUUACCUCUAUAUUGGAAUAUUCUUGAAAGAUUUAGAUAACUAAAUUUCUAAAAUCUUUCAGUUAUCUUCUAUCUAAAAUUUUCUUAAUUAUUUUUUAAAAA
Molecule: messenger RNA, 1748 nt
Organism: Manihot esculenta (cassava)
Lineage: Eukaryota; Viridiplantae; Streptophyta; Magnoliopsida; Malpighiales; Euphorbiaceae
Product: uroporphyrinogen decarboxylase 1, chloroplastic
Exons: 6
Coding region: 135-1394 (419 amino acids)
Biological process (GO): porphyrin-containing compound biosynthetic process
Molecular function (GO): uroporphyrinogen decarboxylase activity
Source: RefSeq, a predicted model, not a curated record